UCAGUUACCGCCGAGAAAGAUCCACGUGUCCUGCCUAAAACGUGCACAUAAUUAAUUAAUUACACGAUUGCGCGUUUUUCAGCACCACCUCCAGCCGCCAUCAACGAAACAUGAACACUGACAAGGUUGUGGAGAUGUUAGAAAAGGUUAGGGAGGCGGUCACGUCACAGGGACCGUCGGGAAGCUGCCGCACAGUGGACGACGUCAAAAAGGCGGGGGUGGACCAACUGCGGGCUGAGCCGCUCCUUUGGGCAGCCUACUGCCGGGGGUGGGCCGACCGGACCGCCGACCUGGUCAGGACACUUGGCUCCUCGGCGGCGAGGUCGCCGGCUACACCAGCAACGACGAAGACACCACGCCCGUCGACACACCAGCGUGUCCCAACCGCCAAGGCAACGGGUUCGAGACGCGGGAGGGCGGCUACCGGCACAGUGACGGCCACCAUUACAACACCGGCUACCACCACCAAGGCACCUCCACCACGGCAACCCACCCGCCCCGCAGCGACAAAACGGGACAUAACUUGGGUGAGGCCGGCCCCGGGGCGUCCAUUAGUCCCGAGGAUGCCGCCAGCAGAACCACACCCACCAACGACAGAGUGGACGGGGAUGCCAAGCCGCGUGGCGUACGUGGACCGCCUACCAACGCCACCACCUGCACCUCCCUCCGACAAGCCAGGACCAUUGGAGCCCUGGCCCAAGGCCGUCAAGCCGACAACAUCGACGCGGUCGGCAGAACGGGCCAAGGAGCGGAGGAGGGAACAUCAGCGGCAAAGGAGAUUGCGGGCAAAAGCCGAGAGGGAAGGUCCAAGUCAGCAGUACCGGCUGACGAAGGCGACUACCUCGGCUGGGUCGGCCACCGACCCGGAAGACCGGGAGUUGGUGCAGGUGUCAGCACCGGUGCCAGGUGGUUCCGCCCAGGAACACCGGCCGGAGCGAGACACCAACCCGGGGGAGGCGAUGGAGGUCGAUGACCGAAUCCUCGAUGAACCCGGGUCACCACUCCCAACCUUCCCGGACAUCGAGGAAGGCCCGCCCGUGUUCUCCACACCGCUCACAUCCCCCAGGGCGGACUAGACACCACGGCUGGAUACGACCCGUCUACCAUAGACUGGACAUCGUCUCCACGCCUCGGCGUCGUCCCCACCACAACUGGGGGACACCACAACGGGGGUACAGUUAGUCGGCGACCCGACCCAAUAAGUCCGGACAUCGCCGACGGACGAACCACCAAAACAGUCACGGGGAAAUAGCGUACCGAACUGGGCAGUACCGCGACUGGCGGUUUGGCGGGGGAGUAUGACGCGGACCCGUGCGGCAGCCGUUAUCGAAACGGCAGUCGCCGACCGUGUCCUUAUCUUUCUCAUCAACCGCCACUCCGCGGCACGCAACGCCGCAGCGACCCCCGUCCAUCCAUCCAUCACCGGUCAGGGGACGCGAGCGGUCGCUACGACGUCCGACAGGUACCACCUUUUAACCGCGCUGUUUUUCCGAGAUCGUGUACGGAGACACAUCGCACGUCCUCGACUCACAUAAUUAUCUUUUUUUUUGAUUGUGAUAUUUUCUACGGUGGACGUUGUUGUGAUCAUUAU
This is a messenger RNA of Sipha flava (yellow sugarcane aphid), 1591 nucleotides long. RefSeq names its product lysine-rich arabinogalactan protein 19-like. The transcript has 2 exons. Lineage: Eukaryota; Metazoa; Arthropoda; Insecta; Hemiptera; Aphididae. The record is from RefSeq and is a predicted model, not a curated record. The coding region runs from base 111 to 1076 and encodes 321 amino acids.